This is a messenger RNA of Chironomus riparius, 978 nucleotides long. NCBI's taxonomy places the organism in Eukaryota, Metazoa, Arthropoda, Insecta, Diptera, Chironomidae. The record is from the annotation of a GenBank genome assembly.
GGUAUCCACAAAUUAAUUCUUAAAGAGAUUUAAAAUCAUUUGUAUUGUGGUGGAAAUUCAUACUUAACAGAGGAUUGAAAUCAUUUUAUGUUUCAUCACACUUAUUAUAUGAUUCAACUGCUUCAAAUGUCUCAAAAAUUAUUAAAAUAAUUCAGAUGCCAAAGUAGAAUUUUAGUCAUCGCUAUUUACACAAUAAAUACGCAAAGCCCAACCGAAAAAAAAAAAAUAAAACAUUAAAUACAUAAAAAUAUUAUGUCGACACAAAGUGGAACAAUAGGUAGAACGAAUCGAGCUUUAUCACUGACUACAAACCAAAUGAAACGUCAACGGUCGAUAGAGUGGCAACAAGAGAAAAAUUAUAGUAGCAGCGAAGAGGAAAAUGACCGCAUUGGUGGACGAAUAAAUAAUAAUAAUGAAAUAAACGUUAAUCAUCGAAAAAAUAAUUCAAAUACAAGUCCAUCAAGGGAUUCCUCGUCAGUACUUGCACAAUUAAUCGCACAAACACAACAGUUAUCGUCAAAUGCUGAGAGAUCAUAUCGUUCAGAUUGCGAAACAGAUGAUGGUAUUAGUAUGGCAAAUGACGGUGAAUUUGUGAAUGCAAGUAGCUCACAGCAGUUGACAAAUCAUUCAUCAAAAAUGAAAAAUCGCUCUCCGCUCGCACUUAGACAGUCGUCGCCAUUUCCGAAUGAAAUGACCAACAGACGAAUGCAACAGUACAAUACUGCACAGGAACGAUUGAGGAAUGGUGAUUCAAUUUUCACAGCAGGCAAGCCAGCAAUUCUUACAAAUAAUACGCUAAUACGCGGUAGUAAAGCUUUAAAUAAUAAUCGUCGUCCGAUAACGUCUUCGAGUAGUACAAUAUCGUCGCAAAGCACGAACAAUGAUAAUGUACGUGGAUGUAACAAUGAAAAAGAGCGGAAGGAUAAAGGAGGCAAAGAUAGCAUGCAACAACGUUACAUGAUGGAUUCAGGUAAUUAG